AUGGGCUGUCUGGCUGUCUGGCUGUCUGGCUGUCUGGCUGUCUGGCUGUCUGGCUGUCUGGCUGUCUGGCUGUCUGGCUGUCUGGCUGUCUGGGCGGGUUGUCUCUUGGAUGGUCGACAAUGGACUUCAGCUUGUCAAGCAAUGGUGAUUGGUGAACAAAACAUUCUUAGCCAAGCUUCCUUCCCUAUAAAGAGUACAACAACCCCCAGGCCGAAAUUAAGACCUAGACCGCCCAGGACAACAACGUCCACCCUCUUUCGUCGACUGUGCCAGUGCCACUGUAGCUACCCCCUUGGUCCCCCCAACAGAGAAGACGACGACGACGACGACGACGACGACGACGACGACGACGACGGACGAAACCGCGACAUCAUGGCCAGAAUCAAUCUGCCCCCGCUGACUCGCGCCCUGCUCGCCGCCGUCGUGGGCUUCACCCUCCUCAACUUCGCUAUACGGCCGCACUCGGUAGUCAAGACGGUGCAGCCUCUGUUGGUCAGCGAAGGCGUGCCUUUCCUGACCAUCCGUCCUGGCCAGUCCAUCAUCUACCCCUGGGUCUUUGCCCUGGCCACCGUCGUCGAACAGAACCUACUGGGCCUAGCUACCUCGGGCCUCACCAUCUUCUAUGGUGGCCGCUACCUCGAGCGCGCAUGGGGCUCUCAGGAAUUCACAAAGUUCAUUCUCUUCGUGGCCAUGGUCCCCAACAUCUUGACCUUCCUCCUCUACAUCGCCGGCUAUCUGCUGACAAGGAAGGACUCCAUGCUCUUCACCACCAUCUCGGGCGCAAUCGCUAUCCAAGCAGGCUUCCUCGUCGCCUUCAAGCAGCUUGUCCCCGAACACACAGUCGCCAUCGCAAAGGGCCUUGUUCGCAUGCGCGUCAAGCACUUUCCCGCCAUCUUCCUCGCUGCCAACACAGUCUCGGGCAUCGUCAUUGGCACCGAGACGGCCAUGUUCCUGGCCUACUUUGGCUUCCUUACCGCUUGGAUCUACCUUCGCUUCUACCGCUUGAGCCCUUCGCUGUCCUCGAGCGCCACUGGCGACGGCUCCGUCAUCCGCGGCGAUGCCUCGGACACCUUCUCUUUCGCCCACUUCUUUCCCGAGCCACUCCAGACUCCCAUUGGAACACUGGCAGACGGCGUGUACAACACUCUUAUCUCGCUCAAAGUAUGCACCCCAUUCUCAGACGAGGACAUUGAUGCUGGCAACGAACAAGCCAAUGCUCGCGCCGAGGGCGGUCUGCCCAGCAUAAUGAACCCCAAUAGCAGAGGAGGAAGAGGAGGGGGCACUCGCGCCGAGGCAGAGAGGAGAAGAGCGCUGGCGUUGAAAGCACUUGACCAGAGACUACACGCCGCAGCGGCUCGAGGUCCCAGUACCGCUGCUCCCGCUACCCCCACAGCCUCUGGCCCAACGAACAUGCUCGGAGAAACAAGUUAUGAGCCUGAAAGCCAAGAUGCACCAGUCAAAUCUGCGUCAUGA
Molecule: messenger RNA, 1473 nt
Organism: Plenodomus lingam JN3
Lineage: Eukaryota; Fungi; Ascomycota; Dothideomycetes; Pleosporales; Leptosphaeriaceae
Source: RefSeq, a predicted model, not a curated record